This is a messenger RNA of Penicillium oxalicum, 510 nucleotides long. RefSeq lists its product as uncharacterized. The record is from RefSeq and is a predicted model, not a curated record. Gene Ontology annotation, cellular component: BLOC-1 complex. NCBI's taxonomy places the organism in Eukaryota, Fungi, Ascomycota, Eurotiomycetes, Eurotiales, Aspergillaceae. The transcript is spliced from 2 exons. The coding region runs from base 1 to 510 and encodes 169 amino acids. Gene Ontology annotation, biological process: endosome organization.
AUGUCCGUUUCAGCAACUUCGAUCCCCGACACCUCGCUGGGCCUCACCUCCUCCGAGAUUCAGAUCCUUCGACAGCAGCAACAGAUUGCAUUACAAGGUGGUCAUGCCGGCAACGGGGUCUCAAGGGGCCGUGGUACCGGCCGGACCAGCAACUCUAGUUCCCGCGCGACCAGUGCCGCCAGCAGCCAAGGCCGCUUGCUUCUGGACCCUAUGAGUCUCCGUGCGCUGUCGCAUCAACUGGAUGGUUUACAGGCGCAAAUUCGCGGCCGAAUCGAAUAUUUAGAGGACCAGAUGCAACGGUCGAUUCAAAAUAGCUACGAUCGUGCAGGAAAUGUGAUCCGCAAUGCGGAUGCGGAGAUUGCUCGCACUCGCUCCAUCCUUGCUAGCAUCGACGAGCUUGACAACGAAUUAGCCAAGAUCGCACACAUCCGUGACAUCGUCAAGUCCUUUCGAGGUCGAAUAGAGAAUUUGGAUCACCGCAUGGAGCAAAACUCCCGCAGACGACGGUAG